ACAGUUAAAUUUUUGAUAUUUCCCAAGCUUCUUUAAGGGGGAUACUGUGAUUAUCUGUGAAAUUUUGAUAAUACGUAUAAAUUGUAUAUUUGAUGUCAAGUAAUUGCUUUGCAGAGAGACAGAGCGCGCUUUUCAUUCAUUUGAUUAUUUCAAUCAUAAUUUCUGAGGCUUCCCAGUCGGCUGUCUUCACAAAUACAUUGACACAGACGAAGGGGAGGAAGUCAUGGUCAUGGUUACACGUGCCUCCUCUUUUACUUCCCCUGCUCUCUGUGUUUCACUCUGUCUUUGCUUCUUACUUUUGUCACGUGCCGCCCACAUGAGCCUUUCAAAGGUGUUGAUAUAGAGAUGAAUCCUGCAGUAGAUGUCACCCCGUAUCCUCUUAUGGAUGUUCCUGGGUCAAAAGAUGUUAUAUCUUGUGAGAGAGUUCAAGUUUCCGGAUACUCAAGAUUGAAACUUGGGAGUUAUGCCAAUUCCUUUCGGGUCACUUUAGCUCCUUCCGUGGUAAUCCCUGACAGGUUACAUAGUAAAAUCCAGGUUUGUUUUCAUUGGAAUGCUUCACUUGGAUUAUGUCAGUGUGAAAUGGAUGAGUGGCAAACUAUUCAAAAGGGGGGAGUUUGGAGCUCUAUCAUGUCACCAUAUGAGGAGAGAUACAUUGAUGUGAGGUUUGUAGGUGGAGCCUCUGGUUCUGUAUCGGUUGCAGUUGAAGAGGGUGCUGCUGUCGCUCUUCUGCCUUUAAUUACUUCUUUUAAUUUACAUGUUGCAAAUGUGUUUUCUAUAUUGGUUGUAACAUAUUUUUGCUGUUGGCGUCUCGUUUGUCUAGCAUUUGGAUUUGUUCUGCUGCUGUUAGCACCAAUUGUCAGCAACUGGGUUCCCUUUUACCAUAGCAGUUUGAUGGCUAUAGGAGUUUUUCUUGUUAUUAUAAUUCUUCUCUUUCAGGGAAUGAAACCGAUGCCAACUGGAAGGAAGAACAUCUUGUAUCUAACUAUUUAUGGAUCAGUGCUUUGUGCUGGAUCUUUUCUGUUACAUCAUUUCUCAGUGCCGGUGAAUUCGAUUCUUGUCAAUUUUGGAGUUAGUGAGGAGAUGCACAAUCCGGUCUCCAUAUUCCUACUAGUUGGAAUUGUACUUGCAGGAGCUACUUUAGGUUACUGGUUCGUAAGGAAAUUUGGGAUCUCAAAAGAUGGAACUGUUGAUGUUGGUGUUGCUCAAUUUGUUAAAUGGGCAAUGCGCAUCAUUGCAACCACUUCCAUUUUCCAGGUUUGCAAUUUUAUUCAUGUUGGUUAUUAUGUUGAACUAGUAAAUUUUCCGGUCCUUAUUUUGCUUAUAUGUACUCAGCCAAGCUUGAUGAUAAUAUGUGAUAGACAAAUGGCCUGGGUAUGGGUAUUAUUAGGUCCAGGCAUCCAGCUCAUCCUGAAAUUCCUUUUUGAUGAAUAGUUAAAAAUGAAUGCACUUCCAUCUCAAAUUUGCUUGGUACUUAUUAUCAGGGUGUAAUUUGGGUGGGUUGUGCAUAACUUGACAUGAACCAGGUAACAUGACAGCUUGGCAUUGGGUUUGUGUGUUACAAUUCUGGGAUUAUAUGAGUUGACAUUCAAUGAAUCUGUUCUUUCUUUUCUUAGAAGGAUAUAGAAAGUUGUGGCUUUCUUUUUCUCAUAAUUCUAUUCAUCUAGUGGAUCUGGUUCACACUAGCUAUUACGUAUAUUCUUUUAUUUUUAUAUAUUUUUCUUCUGUUUCUUAUACACAAACAGAAAAAGAGAUCAUUUUUGUUAUAUUUAUUUUAUA
This is a messenger RNA of Mangifera indica (mango), 1776 nucleotides long. RefSeq lists its product as uncharacterized. The record is from RefSeq and is a predicted model, not a curated record. Bases 346 to 1431 code for a protein of 361 amino acids. The transcript has 6 exons. NCBI's taxonomy places the organism in Eukaryota, Viridiplantae, Streptophyta, Magnoliopsida, Sapindales, Anacardiaceae.